Messenger RNA from Cottoperca gobio, 1396 nucleotides. Its product is annotated as GTPase IMAP family member 4. The coding region runs from base 65 to 1111 and encodes 348 amino acids. Lineage: Eukaryota; Metazoa; Chordata; Actinopteri; Perciformes; Bovichtidae. The transcript has 2 exons. The record is from RefSeq and is a predicted model, not a curated record. Gene Ontology annotation, molecular function: GTP binding.
GAUUACUUCAGUCCAGUGAGAAGCUGGACAACUUUGAAGUGAAUCUGUGCUGUACAUCUGCAUAAUGGAUAAGAGGAAGAAAGGAUCACCUACAGAAUUAAGGCUUAUGGUGGUCAGUAGCUGUGGACCUUCGCAGUUCCUACUGACAAAUCACAUACUUGGGAGGGAGGUGUUUUCUAAGGAUAUCACCUGCCUUUCUGACAGCAGGAAGAAUACUGGAGAGUUGGCUGGUAGACGAGUGUCCGUGAUCAAUGCACCAAACAUCUAUGACAAGGAUAUAUCUCAAGUCAAGAGGGCGAUGGAGCUGAGAAAGUCUAAGUGCUUAUGUACUCCUGGUCCCCAUGCCUUUCUUGUCACCUUUGACAUUGAGAAAAUCUCCCAGAAUGAAAUGAGAACCCCCAAACUGAUGAUGGAGCACUAUGGAAGACACUGUCUGAGGCACUGCAUGGUCCUCCUGGCCUAUGGAGGAAACCUGGAGGUAGCUGCCCUGGAAGACAGAGUGCAUAAGACUGACUGGCUCCUCAGAGAACUGCUCGAGCACUAUGGUGGACGCUUUCACCUUUUCAGCAAGAACUGGGGGGAUCGCAGCCCGGACAGAGAACUGCUUCAGAAGAUAGAGAGGAUGGUGGCCUCCUUGGGAGCGGUCUGCUUCUCCAGCAGGACUUUCCAGAAGGCAGAUGACUCUGUGAAGAAGGAGGAAAAGAGGCUCAGGAAGCAGAGGGAAGGAGAGAUAGAGAAGGCGUGGACUGAGAUGGAGAAGCAAUACAUAGCAGAGGAGCUGUAUCACCAGAAGGAUGCCUACACCGCAAAUGUUGGCGCAGAGAUCAGAGCCAUGGCAGAGAUGGACAAUGGAUGGCUCAGAACCUCCCUAGCAAGAGGACUGGGGACGGGUUUGGUUGUGGGAGCUGUCGUGGGUGCACUGUUUGGGUCCAUAGAGGGGCCAGGAGGGAUGGUUCUUUAUGGGAUCAUAGGUGGUGCAGUAGGCGGGUCGGCAGGAGGAACAGCCCAGGUGGCUGUAGAGCAUAUGGAGGACAGAGUGGCUCCUCCCGCAAGACUCAACUUUAACUCAAUCUUCAUCAAUCGCUUCUUUGCAAAUACGCGUCCAUCUUAGCGUGCAAUGUAGGAGUAUUUUCAUAGGGUGGUAUUAGUAUUUAUACUUAAGGAAAGGAUCUGAAUACUUUUUCCACCACUGUUGGAGUGGUAUCGACUUAUUAUGACCUGUUUUCAGGAACAAAGUGUAAAGAAAAAUAUCUUGUAUCUAACUGUUUAUUAUCUAACUGUUGCGUAUGUAGCUUUCAGUCGGACUUAACACCAAACCAGCUACAACUUAGCUUAGUACAACAUGACUUGUUCUAUAUGUAGCUGAAGGGGAUAAAUAAUGCUCACAAACAAUAAA